This is a messenger RNA of Aplosporella prunicola CBS 121167, 588 nucleotides long. RefSeq lists its product as uncharacterized. Gene Ontology annotation, biological process: endosome organization; regulation of protein localization. Gene Ontology annotation, cellular component: BLOC-1 complex; endosome. NCBI's taxonomy places the organism in Eukaryota, Fungi, Ascomycota, Dothideomycetes, Botryosphaeriales, Aplosporellaceae. The transcript has 3 exons. The record is from RefSeq and is a predicted model, not a curated record. Bases 1 to 588 code for a protein of 195 amino acids.
AUGUCUUCCACUCAAGCCUACUACACCUACCCCGCCUACCCCCAAUCGGGCAGCAUGCCCAUCAGCAUGCCUAGGAAGCCGUCUCCCUACUACACGCCCCCGCACCACCACAACGCGCGUGAGCGGCUGUCCGUCUCGCCCCCCGAGGCCGCCGACAGCGUCACCACCGGCGGGCCCUCGUACGACCCCUCCGCCACCUCCAGCAGCUACGCCGGCUCCACCAGCGACUAUGAAGCCAGCAGCGGCCCCGGCGCCGCGAGCAUCGACCUGCUCGACUACAUGGGCGACCGCCUGAACGGCGCGUUUGACCCGCUGCCGCUCGACCGCAGUUUGGCCAAGCAGGCGCAGACUUCUGGCGAGCUCAACGCCAAAUCCCGCGAACUGCUGCAGCUGCAAGCCCUGGCGCAGAGCCGGCUCGCGGCCACGAGCAGGAACUUCGCCGACGGCAUGAAGGCUGCCAAGGAGGUCCAGCGCGACCUGGAGUGGACGCAGAAACGCGUGAGCUCGAUCAACCAGCGCGCUGCCCGCAAGUACCCGGCCGAGUACAAGAUGGCGUCAGAGCGGUAUCCGGCGCCCGUCGACUGCUAG